AUGGGUUAGACCCGAUUCUCAUAAUCUCUGACAUUUCAAAAUUUCUCUUCCAAAUCAUUUUUUAGAUCAUUUGGCAUCGUAAACCCCACGAAUCGAAUGUCUACAAGUAGUGGUGAGCACUCUUUUGAUGUAAAGGAGCUAUUGGAGAUUAGGGCAAGAUGUAAAGAGCUUAGGAAAGAAAAGGAUACACUGAGGGGUUCACAAGGUCAGAGCGUUGAACUGAUCAGACCAAUUCAUUUCAUGACAUGUACCCUCUUAGUCCCAAUGUCCUUUCUUUUUAUCUCAUUAUGUCUCAAGAAAAUAGAACAGCAUGUACAGACAUUAUCUGAGGCCCGAGAAGAAGACAAAUAUCACACCCAGAAGCUGAAAAGUGAGCUGGAGAACUGUUCCCAAGAGAUAGGUGAUAUCUUUGGCUUUUGUUGCUUGGACUCUUCAAAAAUGUUGAUGGGGCGUGUAUUAGAUUCUCCAAAAGCAGUUAUUUUUGGAGAGUCGACACAGGAUCAGCUGAAUUUGAGGAAUGAAGAGAUGGAUUCUCUGAGUAAGUGUGUAUGCAGCCUUCAAUUGAAACUUGCAAACCUUGAAAACAUGGAAGAAGAGGUUACAAGGUUAAGGGAAGAGUUGGAAAUGUCAAAUGCUGAACGGUUAUAUUUGUUGCAGCAAUUGGAAAACAGAGAGUUAGAGACAGAGGGUUCAGCUUUGUGCAUAGAGAGACUAGAGGAGUCAGUAGCAUCCAUAGGUCUAGAGCAUCAAUUCGAAAUAGAGAGUAUAAAGCUUGAUUUGAUAACCAUGGAGCAGAAUUAUUUCAAAGCUAAGAAAUCCCAGGAUGAAACUGCUCAAGAUAAUGCUAUGAUGAACGAGCUUAUUCAUGACCUCCAACUUCAAAUUUAUGAUGCAGAAAAAGUUAUCGAAAGUUUGGAAAAGGAAAAUGUAAAUCUUAGGGAACAACUCCAGACGUCUGAAAUGAAUGCCAGAACAUUUUCUGAAAAAGUAGAGGAGCUAUUUCGUGGUUUGAUACCGAACAAUGAUGACAGCUCCUCAAGUAAAGAAGAUGCCAGUGCUUCUAGCUGCUGUGGUGACAUUUUGGGUCCACUCCUUAUCAAACUGGCUUCUCUAGGGCCAUCAGAUGUCGACUUGACUGACAAGAGGAAGAUAAUGGCAGGUCAAAUACAGAAUAAUGAAUCACUUGUAAAGCAGCUUAAGGAAGAGCUGAUAAUGGAAAAGCUAAAAGCCAAAGAAGAAUCAGAGGAUUUAGCUCAAGAAAUGGCUGAGCUGCGGUAUCAGAUGACUGGGUUGCUGGAAGAAGAACGGAAACGUCGUGCAUGUGUUGAACAAUUAUCAUUACAAAGAAUAGCCGAGUUAGAAGCACAGGUUGAAAAAGAAAGGAUGAAAUCCUUCACUGAAGAAGAUCAAAGUAAAUCUAUCACUGUUUUCAGACAUGUCAGUGAAGCAUAAAGACAGGUCAAAUGUUGUAAUUGGGAGCAUAUCUGCUGGUGGAGCGUGUGUUUCAGAUGGAAUGAAGACUUCUUAUGCUGGAUGUAUCAGUGUGGGUUUUCAUGUUGUAAAGACUUGUUGGUUCCAGAUGAAGUGCUAAGUUGGAUGUAUCAGUGUGGGUUUUCUUGCUGAACCAUGGAAGUGUUAUUUAUUUGAGCUUUAAUUAUUGGGUGUUCGAGUCCAUUGUGGACAGUUUGUAAUCAGUGUUGUCUCAGAAGGUGCUUGCGAACUUUACUAAAGGGGUGUGCCGCGUCUGAAUUGUAUAUUUUUUGAGUGGGAUUUUGGACUAUAGAACCAGGUUACUUUAUAAACAAAAAUGUUUAUCUUUACAAUUCAUACUAAAACAUAUGAAUAUCCUGAGUUCAUAAA
Messenger RNA from Solanum lycopersicum (tomato), 1860 nucleotides. The record is from RefSeq and is a predicted model, not a curated record. NCBI's taxonomy places the organism in Eukaryota, Viridiplantae, Streptophyta, Magnoliopsida, Solanales, Solanaceae.